Molecule: messenger RNA, 7684 nt
Organism: Corythoichthys intestinalis (scribbled pipefish)
Lineage: Eukaryota; Metazoa; Chordata; Actinopteri; Syngnathiformes; Syngnathidae
Product: olfactory receptor 52D1-like
Exons: 2
Coding region: 6565-7497 (310 amino acids)
Biological process (GO): detection of chemical stimulus involved in sensory perception of smell; G protein-coupled receptor signaling pathway
Cellular component (GO): membrane
Molecular function (GO): G protein-coupled receptor activity; odorant binding; olfactory receptor activity
Source: RefSeq, a predicted model, not a curated record
AGUGACUGUACUAGAUUAGUUUUUCAUAAUGAUGUGGAUUAAGUUUCAUUCGUUUUCUUACCAUGUUAAUAAUUACGAAACCAAUGGUAUAUCAAUCUUAUUUGCUUCCACUCCCCAUGGAAGUCGACAGCUAACUAACAAACAGGCGCAUAAACAAACUGUAAAUCUAGGAAUUGUUCUCAUGCCUAUUUAUUGUUCAUUCUCGUUGGAGGUCUGCGAUCUGCAUUGUGACAUUCAAAUUAUUAAUGAUUCCACAGAUUCCAACCAUGAAACAAAAGACUUGUCACAAUGAAAUAAAGGCUUUUACUGAUAACAGUACAUGUGUUAUGAUCCCUGGCCUUUGGAGACACUUUACACAAUGUUGCAUCAGUCGUCUCCAAAGGGAGCCCAACUUUGUUUUCAUCUGACAGUUUUACUCUCAAGGCACUGUCCAACACACUGGAGGCUAAUUUCCUUCAACAGGACUGAAAACAAAGUGGACUAAUGGCCUCUAAUGAGCAUGUAUCCAGUAAACACAUGUAUGUACAUGUAACAUUGGUUCCUAUGUCACCAUAUUUCCUUUUUGUCUUUAUUUUUUAAAUCCAGAAAGUAUGCCAGUCAAUGGAAUUUGAGACAGUACUGUAUUUUAAUUAUUUACUUCUAAAACUACAAACUUAAAGGGAUAGAUUACCUCUUUAUCAUGUGCAUACCAAUGGAAAGAAUCUUGUUUAAUAAAUUGAAAGAACACGGAAUUAAAUUUUCUUAUGAGUAAGGGGGAAAAAACCAUCAAUGCAAGCCAGAAUUCCUCGGUAUCUAUCAAUGAGCCUGUGGGUGAGUAUAACUGACAUCACAAAAUAGCUAUGCUGGUUAUCCGUGUCAUUUUUUUAUGUUUAACCAAUUUUUUUCUCCAUUAUUAGAGUUCAAAGUAUUCGCAUAUGUUGUUUUUUACUUGAACUAGUUGUCUUUUCCACAGAAUUGAAGACCAAUAUGAGCUGCUUAUUUGGAGAUUCAGCCACUUGACUAUCAAUAUUUAGACCUGAAAAAUGUUAUUUCAAUAGGUCGACACAUUGUUAUGUCCUGACAUAAUGAGUGUUUCAAUGGAAAUGUUGAUAACCACUAUCAAAAAAUAAGGUAAAUUACUGUGUGGCGUUUGCUUGUAACAAUACACUUGGGAGAAACAAAGUCUCAUUUUAGAAUUGAGCCUAGCAGCACAAAUUUGAAAUCAGGGAAAGAGGACUGAACAUUUGUCGAGGAAGAACGAUGGCAAUUGUGCCUUUCAUGAGUCAUUCACUCAUUCAAUGACAGCUAUUCUAAAAUAAGCCAGACCCUGGAGUGCCAGCUGGUUUAGAGGGUUUUUGACUAAUCGAAUGUAAAAUUGAGAAUGAGUGUUCUGUGAAAGAAAAAAAUAUCAAGCAGAAGAGGUGACUUUUUGUGGCAAAAUAAUGAUUUUAACCAACUAAUGUGUGGUUGUUGUUAUAUAUCCAAGACCAGAGUUGUAUUUUGUCAUUUUUAUGACAAGUGCAUAAUUCUGCUCACUACCACAACACAUCUACAAAUGUAUACAUCAGACAAUUGGACUCAAGUCGACUCGAGUCGCAAAUUUAAUGGCUCACAACUCGACUCGGACUUGAACAAAAAAAAACACAGACCCGGACUUGACUCGUGUGAGCUGGGAGGGUCUGAGACUCGAGACUUGACUCAAUUUGUGAGGCAAUAACUCGAGACUCGACUCGACCUGACUCGUGAGACAAUGACUCGAGAUUCGAAAAGCUGACUCGAAAAAUUUGGAUCAUGGAUAGGUUCCAACCUGCCAAUGAUUGGCUUGGAACACCUUAAUGCUGGUUUAUUCCCUGCAGACUAUACUGCAUUGUUUUUUUACAGUGGCAGUAUGGUUUCCCUCAAAAGAUAAACCUGAGUGCUUUGUGGGUUGACUGGGGAAUAUUGGUGAAGGCCUUGACUCAAGUCGACAACCUUUUGGCUUGACAUGACUCGUCUUUACAACCUUUGACUUGAAACGACUCGUCUUUAUAACCUUGUGACUCGACUGGACUCGACAUAACCUCGUGGCUCGACUUGACAUAACCUCGUGACUCGACACAACUUGACAUAACCUCGUGACUCGACAUGACUUGACUCAACAUAACCUCAUGACUAGAUUGAGAGAUAACCCCGUGACUCGACUCGACAUAACCUCCUGACUUGACUCAACUCGACUCGACCUCCUGGCUCGACUCGGCUCGACAUAACCUCCUGGCUCGACUCCAUUCUACAUAACCUCACAACUCGACCCGACAUAACCUUGUGACUUGACUCGGCAUAACCUCCUGACUCAAUUCGACAUAACCUCCUGACUCGACUUGACUCGACAUAAUCUCUUGACUCGACUCGAUAUAACCUCCUAAAUCGAAAUAACUUCGUGACUCCACUCGACUUGACUCGGCAUAACCUCAUGACUCAACACAACUUGACUCGAGAUAACCUCGUGACUCAACUCGAGAUAACCCCUGACUCGACUUGACUCGACAUAACCUCCUGACUCGACACAACCUCCUGACUCAACUCGACUCGACAUAACCUCCUGACUCGACACAACCUCCUGACUCAACUCGACUCGACAUAACCUCCUGACUCGACACAACCUCCUGACUCGACUCGGCAGAACCUCCUGGCUCGACUCUGCUCAACGUAACCUCCUGGCUCGACUCCCCUCUACAUAACUUCAAAACUCGACUCAACAUAACCUCGUGACUCAACUCGAGAUAACCCCUGACUCGACCUGACUCGACAUAACCUCCUGACUCGACACAACCUCCUGACUCAACUCGACUCGACAUAACCUCCUGACUCGACACAACCUCCUGACUCAACUCGACUCGACAUAACCUCCUGACUCGACACAACCUCCUGACUCAACUCGACUCGACAUAACCUCCUGACUCGACACAACCUCCUGACUCGACUCGGCAGAACCUCCUGGCUCGACUCUGCUCAACGUAACCUCCUGGCUCGACUCCCCUCUACAUAACUUCAAAACUCGACUCAACAUAACCUCAUGACUCGACUUGAGUUGAAAUAACCUCGUGACUCGACUCGACUCAAGAUAACCUUCUGACUCCACUUGACUCGACAUAACCUCCUGACUAGACACAACCUCCUGACUCGACUAGACAUAACCUCCUGACACAACUCGACAUAACCUCCUGAUUCGACUCAACUUGACAUAACCAGUCAGCUAGGCAUAACCUCCUGGCUCGACUCCACUCUACAUAACCUCACAACUCAACUCGACAUAACCUCGUGACUCAACACGACUUGACAUAACCUCGAGACUACACUUCGAGAUAACCUCGUGACUCGACUCGAGAUAACCUCCUGACUCGACAUAACUUCCAGACUCGACUUGACUCGACAUAACCUCCUGACUCGACUCAACUCGACACGAUCUCCUGGCUCGACUUGGCUCGACAUAACCUCCUGGCUCGACUCCACUCUACAUAACCUUGCAACUCGACCCGACAUAACCUUGUGACUUUACUCGACAUAAUCUCCUGACUCGACUCGAUAUAACCUCCUGAAUCGACUCAAGAUAACCUCCUGACUCGACUUGACUCGACGUAACCUCCUGGCUCGACUCUGCUCGACGUAAUCUCCUGGCUCGACUCCACUCUACAUAACCUCGAAACUUGACUCGACAUAACCUCUUGGCUCUAUUUGACUUGACUCGACAUAACCUCGUGACUUGACUCGACAUAACCUCCUGACUCGACACAACCUCCUGACUCGACUCGACGUAACCUCCUGACUCGACGUAACCUCCUGACUCGACACAACCUCCUGGCUCGACUCUGCUCGACGAAACCUCCUGGCUCGACGAAACCUCCUGGCUCGACGAAACCUCCUGGCUCGACUCUGCUCGACGUAACCUCCUGGCUCGACUCUGCUCGACGUAACCUCCUGGCUCGACUCUGCUCGACGAAACCUCCUGGCUCGACGAAACCUCCUGGCUCGACUCCGCUCGACGAAACCUCCUGGCUCGACUCCGCUCGACGAAACCUCCUGGCUCGACUCCGCUCGACGAAACCUCCUGGCUCGACUCCGUUCGACGAAACCUCCUGGCUUGACUCCACUCUACAUAACCUACCUCGAAACACUCGACAUAACCUCAUGACUCUACUUGACUUGACUCGACAUAACCUUGUGACUCGACUCGACUCAAUAUAAUCUUAUGACUCAACUCAAUUUGCUCACAACAGGUAAGACUCGGGACUUACUUGUGACUCCGUUUGAGUGCAAAAUGUCUGUUUAUUCAAUUCCAGCCUCACCCAGUGUAUUGCGUGGGUGGGAGCCAACUGUGCUCAUCUCAAAUUUAAAAUAUGUGAAAAUCUUUGGCACUUUCAUUUUCGCUCGUCUUUACACAGAGAUACGUGAUGAAAGUUUCAUUUUGAAGGGAUCAUAUUUGCCCAUUAGAGUCAUUUUGUCAUUGUAUUGUCCAAAAUUUCACGAGAUUCUGUUAGCUUUUGAUACCUCAUUUUAGCACACCUAUGGAGAACUUUAAAACAAUGCUGGUAAUAACCUAUUCGGGUGCAACAAACGUUACUGUAUAAAUAUAGCAUUGAUGAUUUGACAUUCUAAAACAUUCCUCUGUCGGGAUGUCGGAAUUUGCUGUGUUUCAGAUUGAUGGAACUGUAUGGCCAUCAGUGGCAGCCAAUGCCAAGUAAUUACCAUAAUUUUUGCACUAUAAGGCGCACCUGACUACAAGCCACCACCCACCAAAUUUGACACGAAAACGACAUUUGUUCAAAGAUACGCCGCACUGGACUAUAAGCCGCAGCUAUCGUCACUGUAUUAUGGGAUAUUUACACCAAAAGAUAUUAACCGGUAACACUUUAUUUGACAGCGGCAUCAUACGACUGUCCUAAGACCAAAUGAACUACCAUCAUUGCUUCAAGAAGCUUUAUUUGGCCAUCACUGCUCCCUUGGGAGAGACAGUCAACCUCUGCUGCCACCUGCUGUCAACACUGUUGUUGUCCAACAUGCCUCCUAGCAUGCAUUGCAGCGCUACAGAUGUAAAUAACAAUCGAAGUUAAUGUUCUGUGCUAAUUAUUUCUUCAGUCACUAUUCCAGUUGUUUCAUUAGUUGCUACUUAUGGUAUUUGGUAACACUUUAUUUGACAGUGGCACCAUAAGACCCUCAUUAGACAAUCAUAAUAAUGAUAUGACACUGUCAUGAACAUUUAAUGAAUGCUUAUAAAAGAUGUCAUUUAGUGUUAUCCGGCAAAUUAUCUUCCUUUUAAAUGGAUGUAAAAGAGCCGAGCUGGACAUAAAUGGAGUUAGUGACAUAAUUUGCUGGAUGACACUUAAUGACAUCUGUCAUAAGCAUUCAGUAACGCCCAUGACAGUGUCAUGUCAUAAUUAUGACGGUCUUAUGACGCCGCUGUCAAAUAAAGUGUUAUCUAUUAACCCAAAUAAAUCAAUGAAUAAGUCACACUGGACUAUAAGCCGCAGGAUUCAAAAGGAAGGAAAAAAAGCGCCAUAUAGUCCGAAAAUUACGGUAGUUAAAAUGGGGAAUUUCACUUCAUUUCCAGCUGCCUCAAGGUCAUUUCAUUUUCAUUUUGGGGUAUUUACAGGUCACGAUUUGUUGAUUUUCAGUUAUCCUAGCUACCACGCGUUACAAUGUACAAGACAUGGAUUACACAAGGUGUGCUCUUUGGUCUGUACUGUAUGUAAAGCACACGACAGCUCUGGAUGCUAACAAUCUACAUAAUUAUUUUGGGAUAAGUCUGAAAACGCAAUAUGCUUACCUUGAAUAUCUGCUAAUAAAACCGGAGUUCCCAACAGCAUACACUCUCGCUCCCAGCCAGAGUUCCCAACAGCAUACGCUCUCUCGCUCUGUUGUCAUUGAGACUUUUGCCCAACUUUUGUCUUAUCAGGUAUUUGCUGCACGCAUUUUUCCCUGACGCUCGUCUUGUGAACGACCGACAGUGCUGUCCUGCUCCUCACUUUUCAGAUCUGGUUCAAAUAGGAAGGGUAGAACCGACGACAUGUUGGGAAAGCUAACGAGUGACACGCUGGAAUUUCGGCAACGGGCCCGGUGACGUCACGCACUGCGACGUAACAAGAAUGGCGACCUAUCACUUAAAAUAAUUUUACAAACUUUAUGAAAACAAAAACAUUAAGAGGGGUUUUAAUAUCAAAUUAUUAUAACUCAUACUAACAUUUAUAUACUAAUAUUCUUGUCUUGUCUUAAAAAUAGAGGAUCCCUUUAAAAGACUAAAUUCUGCAUCUGAGUCCGCUCCAUUCCGUCCAAGUGUGACACUAGUAGAAUGACUAUGGAUGGAUAAACUACAAUAAAUGUGAGUUUCUUAUUCAUUGUUGUUUAACUUAUGAUUGACUAGUUUAGCAAAUACAGAGUUGGAGUUGCAGCUCAGGCAGGACCCGUCAGGGGACCUUCGCGGAUAAACAAGGUGCGUGACCAUAGUAACAAGAAUUUAACCUUGUGACCCAAUAACAAACCAAGACCACCUUGAGUAGCUUAAAAAGGCGCGCACGCACAGGACAAGCAUGGAGUGGACGAUACUGCCACAGAAUGAACAACAGCACAACUCUAACAUUCACUCUGACAGCCUACGUGAUCCUAGAGAAAAACAAAUACGUAUUCUUUAUUAUCUUCCUUUUGCUUUAUAUUGCUACCGUGUUGCUAAAUGUAUUAUUGAUUACUGUCAUUCACCAAAACAAAGUGCUGCACCAGCCUAUGAAUAUGUUUGCAAGUAUGUUAAGUUUCAAUGAGCUCUAUGGCAGCAGUGCUUUAUUGCCUUUAACUAUGAGCAUACUCAUGUCAAAAACACAUGAGAUGAGCGUCAACUCCUGCAUUGCUCAAGUGUACUGCCUGCACACAUAUGCAGCCUCAGAGUACUGCAUACUAGCGCUCAUGGCCUACGACCGCUACCUCGCCAUCUGUUACCCGCUACAUUAUCAAACUAUUAUGUUACCUUCAAAGGUCAACAAACUAAUUGUAUUGGUGGGUCUCUAUCCAUUUAUUGCAUUUGGAUGUUUUUUUUCCAUGACUGCACAGCUGAGUUUUUGUGGAAAAUUCAUACCAAAGUUAUAUUGCGUCAACAUGGAACUGGUUAAAAACGCAUGUACAAAUACAUCCCAUAUCAACAUCGCUGGGCUUCUACUUAUCGGAUUGUUGAUUGCCCCGCAGGUCUUCAUGGUUUUUUUCUCCUAUGUUCGAAUAUUCCGAGUGUGUAAGAAAUUGUCAAAGAAAAAUCAAGUUAGUGCUCUAAAAAAAUGUGCGCCACAUUUAACAUCUUUUUUAAAUUUUAGCAUCGGCUCCUUAUUUGACAUAGCGCAGCAUAGGUUCGAAAUGAGUCAUAUAGCAAUGGAGGCGCGGAUUCUUUUGUCAAUCUGUUUUGCUGUCGGACCACCUUUUGCUAAUCCCAUCCUAUAUGGACUUGGGACGUAUUUGAUUCGAGUUCAUAUCAAAAAGCUGUGUAGUACAUGCAGGCACAGAGGGUGAUUACAACUUGAACUCACUUCAAAUGACAAAAUGUUGAGUAAGAAUGAGGAUAAGUGAAAGCGAAAACAUGAUUCUGCUGCAUUCUUUUGAGCUUCUUUUCUAUUGUAAAUAUAUUAUUUACCAACAUGUGAGAAUGUCUUUGUAAACACCUUCUUCUUUCAUGUUUCAUAAUAAAAACAACAGUGAA